CGCCGGGGCCUCCCCCCUGCCCGCCGGGCCCGGCCCGGCCGCCCCCCGCGCCCCGCCCGCGGCUCGCCGUCUAUGCCGAUCGGGCUCCGCGAUGACUCUCCAGCUGCCGAGGAGCCUGGGGCGGCUGCUUCUGCGCCUUUCCUUCUGGGUCCUCAUGGGCAGUUCGGUCCCCGCUCUGCUUCGGGCUGAAAUUAUGUCCCCUAUAGACAGAAAUAAAGAAAGUGGAUUUCAAAUGCCAAAGCUAUGCAAGUUUUGUGACAUCAAAGUAACAACAUGCUCAAAUCAACAUCAGUGCAGGAGCAACUGCAACAUCACUUCUAUCUGUGAGAAGCACAGUGAAGUCUGCGUGGCUAUCUGGAGACAGAAUGAUGAAAAUGUGACAUUAGAAACAAUAUGCCACGAUCCUCAGAAAACACUGUAUGGUCACAUAUUGGAUGACUCCAGCUCAGAGCAGUGUUUGAUGAGGGAAAAGAAAGAAGAUGGAGGACUGAUGUUCAUGUGUUCCUGUACAGGUGAUGAAUGCAACGAUAUGCUCAUUUUUCCAGCAGAUGACCCCCAUAAGCCAGAGGAGAAAGAUGAAAUCUCCAAAGUAACCAUCAUAAGUCUUGUCCCAUUGCUGGUGAUUUCCGUUGCUGUGAUUGUUAUCUUUUAUGCCUACCGCACUCAUAAGAAGAGGAAGCUCAACAAGGCAUGGGAGAAAAAUGUUAAGCCUAGGAAACAUAACGACUGCAGUGAUGUUUGUGCCAUUAUGUUGGAUGAUGACCGCUCAGACAUCAGCUCUACCUGUGCCAACAACAUCAACCACAACACAGAAUUGCUGCCCAUUGAGCUGGACAUUGUUGUCGGCAAAGGAAGGUUUGCUGAAGUGUAUAAAGCCAAACUGAAGCAAAACACAUCAGAGCAGUAUGAAACUGUGGCAGUCAAGAUCUUUCCCUAUGAAGAGUAUGCCUCGUGGAAAACUGAAAAAGACAUUUUUUCAGAUGUAAACCUCAAGCAUGAGAACAUCCUCCAAUUCUUGACAGCUGAGGAGCGCAAGACAGAUCUUGGUAAACAGUACUGGUUGAUCACUGCCUUUCAUGCCAGGGGAAACUUGCAGGAGUACCUCACGCGGCACAUUAUCAGCUGGGAGGACCUCUGGAAACUGGGUGGGUCGUUGGCCCGAGGGAUUGCCCAUCUUCACAGUGAUCACACCCCCUGUGGUCGCCCCAAAACGCCUAUCGUGCACAGAGACCUAAAGAGUUCCAACAUCCUGGUGAAAAAUGACUUAACCUGCUGCCUCUGUGACUUUGGGUUGUCCCUGAGGCUGGACCCUUCUCUCUCUGUGGAUGACUUGGCUAACAGUGGACAGGUUGGCACAGCAAGGUACAUGGCCCCUGAGGUUCUGGAGUCCAGGAUGAACCUGGAGAAUGUGGAGUCCUUCAAACAAACAGAUGUUUACUCCAUGGCUUUGGUCCUCUGGGAAAUGACAUCUCGCUGUAAUGCUGUUGGAGAAGUGAAAGAGUAUGAGCCCCCGUUCGGCUCCAAAGUGCGGGAACAUCCUUGCGUGGAAAGCAUGAAGGACAACGUCCUCAGGGACAGGGGGCGCCCGGAGAUCCCCAGCUCAUGGCUUAACCACCAGGGCAUCCAGAUGGUGUGUGAAACGCUGAUGGAGUGCUGGGACCACGACCCCGAGGCGCGGCUCACCGCGCAGUGCGUGGCAGAGCGCUUCAGCGAGCUCAGGCACCACGACAAGCUCUCUGGAAGGAGCUGCUCGGAAGAGAAGAUCCCCGAGGACAGCUCUGUGAGCACUGCCAAGUAGCCUGCAGCGGCGAGCUCCGACACAGAGGGAAGCAGCUCCUGGGUUCAUUCACCUUAGCCAAGGAAGAAGUCUUUAAUCGGUGCCUUGACUUGCUUCCUGGAGGACUGAGCCUCUCACUACUCCCUGUGUGCUCUGCCUCUGAACAGGGCGAUGUAUUCACGGGAGUUAAAUGCUGGGGAGUAGGUGUCAUACCCUAACACUGGCUGCCAGCAUCAUGUCAUAGGAGGAGCUAUGUAUGUUAGCACUUCCUCAGGAAAUGAGAUUUGAAAUAGCCAAUAACAUUAUGCACUUUAUUAAUACCUGUGUGUAACUAUGAAAUUGCUACUUUAAGUAUAUAUAUGUGUGUGUAUACACACACACACACACAUGUAUAUAAAGUGUGUGUGUGUGUAUACAUAUCUCUAAACAGCCAUGCUCUGAAAAAACGAGUUUAAAGGAAACAAAAGAAGUGCUUCCAGGAAAUGAGCAGUGCACUAGAGGUCCCUGCCCCUCGGGGAAGGAAGCCGAGCAAGCUGGCAUGGCACGACGCCAGCAGUGGUGCACUAAGCAUUCUGCCAAAAAAGACAGGAGCAAUGCAAUAAGAAGAUGGUCUCAGUGCCUGUGCUGUAACCACCUGGCUGCGGCUCUGCGGCUCACGGUUGCAGGAGCAGCAUCACCGCAGGCAGGCUGGUGUGGCUUUGUAGUUGCACCCGCACGGUGCCAUCUGCAGCAUGCUUUGGAAGGUUCAGGGAUGCCUUUUCCCUCUCACCUCAGUCCCACCGGCCUCACAGUCUCCCAGAAAGGGAAUGUGAGGAGGUUUGGUCCCUCCCACAUGAGUUUCUAUGCAGAGGUCAUUAAAAUGACAUGUUUAUUGCUUGGAAUUCGUGCUGCUUGCAGGCAGAUUGCAGAGUAUCAGCAGGAUGCAUUUGCCCCUCCUCCCAUCCCCACCCCCAAGCCCUACCAAACAAGACAGGAUCAGCAGUAAUCCGAGCAGAUGUUUUCUGUUUGCUGUGCAUUCUCAGUGCAGGCAGUACUAGGGCUCUUUUCCCUUCCUUUUACUUUGUGUUGUUGUAAGAACAAAGUUAUUUUUCCUUGUACAGUACAGCUAAUUGCUUAACACACCACAGUCUGACUCCGUUCCACACCUCUUAGAGAAGAGACAACGUCUGAUGCCUUUGGUUCUGCAGAAGGACCUUGGAGGCCAGGGAAAGCUCUGUAGCAUGAACUGGAGGGCAUAUCCUGCCCUCAGCACUGCUUGUGUAGGGCUGCCCUCUGCAAGUCAGCAACUGACAGCGAGAAAACCACAGCUCAAAAAGAGACUGUUGAUUCCCAAACAUUCCCUCAAAGUGAUGCUUGCAGUCUUUCAGUUCCCCAAGAUGUUAAAGAGAGUUCCCACACUGGGCCUACAGAAACUAUAGCAAUGUCUUUGGGAAGUGCCAAGACUUUGCAGUCAGUUGUCCACUUUUUUCUUCCCCGUGGCAGAUCAGCCAGCAUAAACCAGGCCUGUACAGAUGUGUCUGGCUCAGUGUGUGAAGUGCCUUGGUCUGUUAAUUGUCCCUGUUCCUCUGGAAGGCACUGCCAUCGAGCUCCACAGAGGUCAUGCACAUUCAGAUGUUUUCUUUGAGAGGAGUUUGUGUCUGCCUUUUUUCUUUUUCUUUCUUCUUCAUUUUAACCAAACUGCUCAGAAAUAUCUACAGAGAGUGGGGUAAAAGCUCAACAGUCACAGAAUCAUAGAAGCAUAGGAUCAGUCAGGGUUGGAAGGGACCACAAGGAGCAGCCAGUUCCAGCUCCUCUGAUAUGGGCAGGGACACCCUACCCACAGCCUCAUCCUGGCCUUAAACACCUCCUGCCAUGGGGCCUCAACCACCUCCCUGGGCAUCCCAUUCCAGCCUCUCACCACUCUCAUGCUGAAUAACUUCCUCCUCAUGUCCAGGCUGAAUCUCCCCACCUCCAGCUUUGCUCCAUUCCCCCCAGUCCUGUCACUUCCUGACAGCCUAAAAAGUCCCUCCCCAGAUUUUUUGUAGCCCCCUUCAGAUCCUGGAAGGCCACAAGAAGGUCACCUGGGAGCCUCCUCUGCUCCAGCCUGCACAGCCCCAACUCUUUCAGUCUGUGCUCACAGCAGAGCUGCUGCAGCCCUCUGAGCAUCCUCCUGGCCCUUCUCUGGACGUGCUCCAGCAUCUCCACAUCCUUCUCAUAAUGGGGGCUCCAGAGCUGGAUGCAAUGGAAUUCUAUGUCAGCUCAUAUAGGGGAUGUGUGUCUGUGGUUUCUGUAAAGCCAAGGGUGAUGGGCAGAGGUGUGGGACUGCAGAGCAGUGGUGAAACCUUCUCCUUGCCACUGCCUCCUUGGCUGAGGGAAUGUUGCAGCCUGUUUCUCUUCCUCCACCAACGCUGAAGGUCAAGGAAUCACACCUGGGAGUUCCUGACAAUACUGACAUUUGUAUCCUGUUUUCCUACUGCUACAUGUAAAGGAAAAGUUUUAUUCUUUUAAGGAACAUUUCACCUGUACAUCAUGUAUGAAAUAGGAAUGUGAACAAUAUAUACUCUUGUAUCCCAGCAAUUUCAGGCACUUAACUUGCUUUGUAAACAGUUUUGGGGGUUUGUCUUUGGGUUUGUUGGGGUUUUUUGGUUGGUUGGUUGGGUUUGGGGUUUUUUUGUCUGUUUUGUAUAAAUCAAAUGUUUAUUGGAGCAAAUAAAAUAACAUCAACUCGA
Pogoniulus pusillus (Red-fronted tinkerbird) is the source of this 4485-nucleotide messenger RNA. RefSeq names its product transforming growth factor beta receptor 2 (gene TGFBR2). Gene Ontology annotation, biological process: protein phosphorylation; heart development; cellular response to growth factor stimulus. The record is from RefSeq and is a predicted model, not a curated record. The coding region runs from base 92 to 1798 and encodes 568 amino acids. The transcript has 7 exons. Gene Ontology annotation, molecular function: activin receptor activity; transforming growth factor beta receptor activity, type II; SMAD binding. NCBI's taxonomy places the organism in Eukaryota, Metazoa, Chordata, Aves, Piciformes, Lybiidae. Gene Ontology annotation, cellular component: signaling receptor complex; plasma membrane.